AUGAUCAGCUGCAAAACAUUGUCCUACAACAAGUUGAUGAUCAAGUUCAUCAUUUUGAUCCCUUUGAUCUUGAUCAAACGACUCAGAUUAUAUCAGAAAACGAUGAUUGGUCGAGUUUUUUGAUGAAUUCACCAAGUGCUAUUGAUGAUGAAGUUCACCAAGAAAGCAAUUCAUGUUUUGAUGUUUUAGGAGAUAAUAAAGGUGGAAAUAAUGAAAAUAUAAUUAAUAAAAAGGAAAAUAAUAUGAAGAAAAUAGUUAAUAAUAAUAAUAAUAAUAAUAAUAAUAAUAAUAAUUGGAGGUCAAGAAAAGGGAAGAUGAUACCUAGAUUUGCAUUUAAAACAAAGAGUUCUGAAGAUAUUCUUGAUGAUGGAUAUCGUUGGAGGAAAUAUGGACAGAAAUCUGUUAAGAAUAACAUCUAUCCAAGGAGCUAUUAUAGGUGCACACAUCUAACAUGCAAUGUGAAGAAACAAGUCCAAAGGUUAUCAAAGGAUUCAAGCAUUGUUGUGACAACUUAUGAAGGAGUUCAUAAUCACCCUUGUGAGAAGUUGAUGGAAGCCCUUUCUCCUCUUCUUAGCCAAAUGCAAUUUCUCUCUAGCUUAACCUAAUUAAUUUGUAAAAUUAAUCAUACUUGGUUUGUUAAUUAACUGGUUUAUCAAUUAAUUAAUUGAAGAUGAACAAUUUAUUAUGUUUAGUUUUAUAGAUUAGAAUAUGUUUAUAAUGUAUA
Messenger RNA from Amaranthus tricolor (Joseph's coat), 724 nucleotides. Its product is annotated as probable WRKY transcription factor 43. Bases 123 to 605 code for a protein of 160 amino acids. Gene Ontology annotation, molecular function: DNA-binding transcription factor activity; sequence-specific DNA binding. Gene Ontology annotation, biological process: regulation of DNA-templated transcription. Lineage: Eukaryota; Viridiplantae; Streptophyta; Magnoliopsida; Caryophyllales; Amaranthaceae. The transcript is spliced from 2 exons. The record is from RefSeq and is a predicted model, not a curated record.